AUGGAGCUGGUGGUGGGAGCUUCGGAGGCGACGAUGAAGUCGGUCAUGGGCAAGCUGGGCGGCCUCCUCGCCCAGGAGUACACCCUGAUUCGGGGCGUCAACGGCGACCUCCAGUACAUCAACGACGAGCUGGCCAGCAUGCAGUCCUUCCUCCGGGACCUCACCGCCGGCGGCGCCGGCCGAGCCCAGACCCACGGCCACCGGAUGAAGGACUGGAUGAAGCAGAUCCGCGACAUCACCUACGACAUCGAGGAUUGCAUCGACGACUCCGCACACCGCCUCCACGGCCUCCGCUCCGACAUGUGCUGCUACUACUUCGCCAACAGCGUCUACGAGGUCCUCACCUGGUGGCCUCGCCGCGACGUCGCCGCCAAGAUCUCCGUCCUCAAGAUGCGGGCUCAGCAGAUCGGCGAGCGGCGGGAGAGGUACGGCGUCAACAACCCGGAGGCCGCCGGCGGAUCUGAGGGUUCUCAUGCCGGAAACGGCACCGCUGCUGGAUUCGACGCCGCCGACAACCAGGAGGCGAGCCUUGAGCUCGUCGCCAUAAAGGAUCCGGUGGGCGUGGAGGACCACAUGAAAGAGCUGGAGGAGUGGCUGACCAACGACAAGAACAGCUCCGGCGUGCUGUAUGUUGUCGGGUUCGGAGGGGUGGGGAAGACCACCAUUGCGACCGCCCUGUACCGGAAAUUUGGGGACCAAUUCGACCACCGCGCCAUGGUCAACGUGUCUCAGAGCUCCGACAUCAACGCUGUCCUCACCAACAUCAAGAAUCAAGUCAUGCCGCAGUCCAGGGGCCAAAUGCAGCACGCCGGCGGAGGCGUACUCGGCCGGCUCAAGCGAGGCACCUCGGCAUUGGCGGCCAAGUGCUGCAGCGCCGGCGCCUCAGAGGAAACGCGUGGUGAGACGAAGCUGGACCGGCUCAAGAAAGAGCUCACGGGACACUUUGACAACAGCAGUUACUUGGUCUUGGUUGAUGAUGUUUGGUCUGCAGCAACUUGGGGCCAGAUCAGAAAGUCACUUCCUACAAGUAAUAAGCGCACCAGAAUAAUAGUUACUACACGGUUUCAAGCUGUUGCUAAAACACGCAGAGGGGAAGAAGGUGAUCAUACUCGUAAAGUUUCCCCUCUUGGUGUUGAAGAAUCUGAGAGGCUAUUUAAGCAGGCAUUCUUUGAAUCCAAAGGUAGUGAGGCCUUCUUUGAAUCCAAAGGUAGCGAGGUUGAUAAGGUUCAAGAGGAAGUUUGGAAGAUGUGCGGGGGGCUGCCGUUGGCCAUAGUUAUCAUGGCUGGUCAUGUAGCCUGCAACCCAAACAAAUCAGCGGCCGAAUGGUUGAAGGUCUGCAAAUCUCUAUUUCCAGAGUCAGGGAAGGAUCAUGGGAAAGAUGGUAGGAGAGACCUUACCCAGGAGGAAGUUGGUAGGAUUGUUAGUCAUUGCUACAAUGACAUGCCUGCUGACAUCAAGACUUGCUCCCUGUAUUUGAGCAUAUUUCCAAAGGGCCAGAAAAUCAGCAGGAAGCGUUUGACAAGGCGAUGGAUAGCUGAAGCUUUCGUUGCUGAGAAGCAGGGCCUGAGUGUGGAGGACGUUGCAGAGACAUAUUUCAAUCAUCUCAUAAGAAGGAAGAUCAUCCGACCAGUGGAGCACAGCAGCAAUGGGAAGGUGAAGAAAUGCAUAGUGCACGACAUGGUCCUUGAACACAUUGUAGCCAAGGCAAGUGAGGAGAAUUUCAUCACUGUGAUUGGUGGUAACUGGCAGCUACCUAGCAGCAAGGUCCGCCGGCUGUCCCUCCAAGAAAGCGAUUCCAAACGUGCAAAUGAUACAGAGAAGAUGAACCUGUCACAUGUCCGGUCACUGACCAUGUUUGGGAGUUUGAACCAACUGCCUUCCCAUUCAUUCAAGUUUGGAAUUGUACAAGUCCUGGAUCUUGAAGGCUGCAUGGGUUUCAAAGCGCAUCAUACAGAGGAGAUGUGCAAGAUGCUUCUUCUCAAGUAUCUCAGCCUCCGAAGAAGUGACACUAAGCAACUUCCAAAAUCGAUUGGAAAGCUUGAGAACCUUGAGACUCUCGACAUUAGAGAGACAAGUGUUGUUGAGUUGCCUAAAACCGUAUGCCAGCUUGAACGGCUGGUGAACAUACUUGGUGGGGAUAAAAUAACAAGAAGGGCAUUGAAGCUUCCUCAAGAGUUGAAUAAGAAGAAGAAAAUGAAGGCCUUGCGCAUACUGUCAGGGAUUGAGAUUGUUGGGGGAUUGGCGGACCUUCAUCAUUUGACUGAGCUGAGGAAGCUUGCCAUCUACAAGCUCAGCACCAUGAGUGACGAUCCAAGUUUCAAAGAUUUAAGCUCCUCUAUCGAGUACCUUGGGGGCUACUCUCUGAACACCCUCAUAAUUGAUGACGAGUCAUCCAAGUUUGUCAAUUCACUGGAUGACCUGUCAUCACCACCAAAGUUCCUUGUUGCCCUUGAGUUAUCUGGCAAGAUGGUUCAGCUCCCCAGCUGGAUCACACAACUCAGUGCUCUCACCAAGCUAACCCUUUCAGUAACAGCUCUCCGGACAGAUAACCUGCUGCUCCUUAGCAAUCUAGAUGCACUGUUCUCCCUCACAUUCUCAUUCAGGGCAGAAAAGCAGGAUUCGGAGACACUGACCAUUCUGGCAGAAAACAAGCUGUGCUCUGAUGGGGAGAUCACAAUCCCAAAUGCUGGUUUUAAGAGCCUUAAGCUUCUUCGCUUCUUUGCUCCUCUCUUGCCAGUACUGACCUUUUCGAAGAAUGCCAUGCCAGAGCUGGAGAGGCUUGAGCUACGGUUCAGCAUGCUGGAGGGGCUUUAUGGCGUGGAAAACCUUGCGGGAAUCAAGGUGGUGCAUCUGACAUUGAAGGACAAAGACGGUGAAUAUAUGACGAAAGAGGUGCAGCACGAGGUGGAGACAGCAGUGAAGAGGAAGACCAAUGGCAAGGCGCCCAAGAUAAUCCUCGAUCACUCAGAUAUUCUCAUGCUACAGCUGCUUUGCUCUCUCGAAGAAGGAAGGACGAUACUGUGA
Molecule: messenger RNA, 3024 nt
Organism: Triticum turgidum subsp. durum (durum wheat)
Lineage: Eukaryota; Viridiplantae; Streptophyta; Magnoliopsida; Poales; Poaceae
Source: the annotation of a GenBank genome assembly